This is a messenger RNA of Gamsiella multidivaricata, 2703 nucleotides long. RefSeq lists its product as uncharacterized. The transcript has a single exon. The record is from RefSeq and is a predicted model, not a curated record. Lineage: Eukaryota; Fungi; Mortierellomycota; Mortierellomycetes; Mortierellales; Mortierellaceae. The coding region runs from base 293 to 2692 and encodes 799 amino acids.
CCAAUACUGCUUACUGACUUUCAUCCCACCCUCUCUGCGCCCAGCACUCCCGUCGCUUCUCGCCCCCAACCCCACUCGCCUCAAAACCAUCAUCCCCUCACCAUCACCAGCGCUCGUACACUCUUAAAGGAUUUAUUUGAUCCGUAGGAUACGCCAUUUUCUAUCUCAGCGCGUAAAUCCCAUUUCAUUGUAUAUAAACCAACACUCCCUAAACGGUCCUUUGCUGUUGGAUUUAUCUGAUAGCAAGCAUACCCGCUCCGCAAAGCAACACCCUAUCUAUAACGCACCGCAGAUGCUCUUGCUCGUACCUUCGCAGAAGACAGAAGACAAUGGCACCCGCAAUGGGUCCACAUCCCACAACAGAGUCCUCGUUGUCCUGCCAUCAGACACGGAUCUCAGCUCCAAUGUCAUUGUUCCUGACACCGCCAUCACAACCACCCUUGGAACAAACGAUACUCUCGAUACCAUCUACGACUUUGCAAUCAGUCCGUUUUCUACAUAUAAGCGCGACUUUAUAGAUUCACCAAGGAACACCCGCGACCACCUGGGCAUCAUGCAGCUAUCAAGACCAGCACAUCGGCCUAUUCAGCAACCAAACAUCCAUCAAUCAUCAGAAUUUCCACCAGAAGACCAGUUCAGUCGAUCUCGCAGGCAUUCUCAUACAGGGCAUGUUGAGACACGAUAUUCAAGACCGUUCUCGUUCACCCAACCGCGCUCAAGGUCACGUCAGUCCCUUUCGCAAUCGUCACCUUAUCACACCCAACCUGUCCGGACACCUCGUGCCUUGCGAAGCGCAUUCAGGAAAGCGAGAAAAGACCAGUCGCCUCUAUUGACAUCAGCGAGUUUCGGCUCGGAUUAUGCGCUUCCAAGCAUGGCCAUCGACUCAAUGGACGACAACGUAGGUUUUCCAUCGAAACCCUGUAGUGGCCACAAUUCCUUGUCCCUAAAGACGGGCUACAGCGAAGGUUCAGGAGAUCACUUACCGAUGGCGGAUGGAAGAGCGAGUUCAGUGGGCGCAAUACAGUCGGGUUUAUGCAGAGCACACUCUGCAAAUGCUUUGACUGUGGCACAGGACAAAAUGGACCAGGAUCCUGACGUCAAUCUUGAAUUAAAUGAACAGCCACGCACGGGCCCCGAUUGCGCAUGGCGCCUCAUUCGCUCGAUUGCACACCCCGAAUCAGCCAAUGCAGCUUCUUCAAAACGACAUGCUCGGGAAUCUAGUGAAAUUUCGGAUGUAGGCGAGAUGUCUGACGAGGAAUCGAGCGCGAGCAAGGACUCAGAAUCUGCAGGGAAAGUUGUCUCUUGUGUCAUUUCAAAGUCAACAGGGACAAUGGACCACCCAACACAAGGAAACGGGAUUGUAAUGGAAGGAGAUGCUGAACUACAAAGUACCAUUGACGCCGACAUGACGAUGAUUCUCGGGAUGGCAUCUGAUAUGGAGCUGGUCAUGCCGACAUUCGACGACGACUAUCUACAGGACCUGAACGACGACUCCGCUCCAACUCGAUCAAGCAGAAGUUGUUCUGCCUCUGCAGCCUCAUCCGCUGAAUCACAUUCAUCAUCGACGACUGCGGCCUGGCUAUCAACUCAGUGCUCACUAAGAUCACACUCUUCGACACCCUGUGCGGUAUCUGUGGAAGUUGGACAACGGGCAGAUUCAGUGCCUACAUCUCCUGGCAUAUUAAAAGCCAGAGAGCGAGCACAUUCUCCUAUUGUUUGUCAGCAGGUCCUGGAUUCAUCCCCUUUGCAAAGUUCAUCGAAUCAGUCAGUCGCGCAAGAGGAUGCCUCUGCCAUCGGCAGCCAUAUCAAUAGCUCGAGACAUUGUCAUGAUAAUCUGAGACAUAAUUCCGAUACAUCUAAUAUGGACAGAGCGUCUGCCAGGUCAUCAACCUCCUCUCCAUCUUCGCGUGGAUCAUCUGUAGUAGAACAGCCCUCGUUAUCAUUUUCAUCCUCGGUUUCAUCGUCGUCGUCAUCCUCUUUAGUUACCACUGCAAGUGAAGAGCGCAAGAGCAAAGGACCUAUUUAUUUUAAGCCAACACAUCAUAUACUACCCGAACAACGCGUUCCUGGCGAGCACCCACAGCAGAACCUUAUGGUUAUUCACUCAGGUCAGUGGACAUCGGACAACAGGGAUCCUGCUGGAUCUAGGCCAUAUCAAUCUCAGUUUCGGCCAGGAUCAUCUUUUGUACCAGGAAGUGGCGGAAACCCUAUUUUUCGUAUACAGGAACCUUCACCCGUAUCCCCACCAUCGGUCCUGGAUAAAGGUGCGAUGAUGACAGCAAAUAACAUUUCCAUGAUCACCGCGAACAUGAGCGUGCUGACCCCUCAGGAGGUUCAGGAAGAUUAUUAUGCACGACGGACACUUCGAAUGCAGCAGCAGCAGCAGCAGCGUCAACGGCGAAGGAGUGCUGCGGUGGGGUCGAGCAGUGUGGGAGGGUUGGGGUUUCGGACGGAAGGGAUUUCGUCUCUAUGCCAGAGGCGCUUUUCAGCGUCUGAUAUCCAGCCAUUCGAAAAGCCGGUUGUGCCAGCCAUUGGAGCGAGUCCACUGCCAGCUUCGUAUUACAUCCCUCCAAGUGCCUUUCGGACUGAGGCCGCUGUGGCGGCAGAACAGGAAGCUGAACGGAAACGAAAGGAAGAAGAAGAGGAACUCAAGGAGUCGUUCUUGGUGUUUCCAUCGCCCACUUUGUCCUGAAGCUCUAGCUG